AUGCUAUCAUCGCUCUCUUUGUUUCUAUGCAAACCUAUUUUCAAGGCCUCCCCACAGAAGCAAGGCUUGGUAUCUUUGCUGGUUCCACGAUUUCUCUUGAAAACUAGUACUAAUAUUGUUCUUGGAAGUAGUAGAGCGAGAGACAACACAACAAAUUUAUUUAAGGAGCAAUUCCGAGCAUUUUCUUCUUCGAGAGUAAAGUAUGAACAAGAAAGAGCAGCAAACCCUUUCGAACAAAAUCUUUUACAAGGAAUUCGUAGUUUUUUGAAAGAUACUCAAGAUUGCUUUGCAUCUGGAGAUGCCAUCCAAACACAAAAGAGAUAUGAACAAAUGUACAACACGUUAAACAAAUCUAGCUUGGUAUCUUCACCAGACGCACAAAACAUUAUUGAUGAUUUGAUAAAAGCAUCAGUUGCACAUAUUACACAAAUUGAAAAAGCCUUUCAGAAAAAAAAGGAAAAUAUAAUUUUCCCUCUCUAUAAACUGUAUUGGAAAGCAGCAACUGUGCUACAAGCAAUCGGAGAUGUCGAAAAAGCACUCAAGCUCAUUAGUAAUUCUUUAGAUAUUGUUCCAAAAGAUAAUUCUGAGGAACUCCCUCAAAUCAAAAUCGUCAAGGCUAGUAUUCUCAACAGUAUGGGUCUUCACGAUCAAGCAUUUGAGCUUCACACAAAAGCAAUCACUGAAAUUGGACCAAAAGUCACAUGGAAAAAUGGAAGUGAGGCAGCUAUUGCUUUUCAUGAAUUAGGAGAAUAUUAUUUAGGAGUGAAGGUCGAAACUGCAAAAGCCAUCCAAAGUUUCGAGAAAGCUCUUUCUAUCUGUGAAGGUUUUUAUGGAUGGACAACUCCUCAAACUACAAAAACUGCAAUAAUUCUCAGUAGAUUAUAUUUGGAAACGAACAAAGUAGAUUUUAGUAUAAUACUUGGUGAAAAGGCUCUAGUAGGAAUAGAACUGUUCCUUGACAGCUAUGAAGCUCCAUUCAUUACAAUUACUGGUGCCUAUCUAGCCAGAGCUUACGAAAGAAAGGGUUUUUUACCAUUCCAACAAUCUACAAUUACAAAAGUUUACAACAUUCUAAGAAGGAAAAAAGCAGAAACAGAUUCUCAAACUUAUAUGGAGUGUGUUUUCAAGCUUGAAAAUAUGAUGGGCUCAUGUAGAUACCUGCAAGGUCAUUUGAAACUUGCUGAUCAAACUUUUUCAAAACUGGAUCAACUCGCUGAAUCUGUUAUGCCUGAAUGGCUUAAGAAAGACCCUGAGGAAGCAAAAUUUGAAUUGGCAUAUAUGAAAUAUUUCAAAGGAGUGAGUAAAAUUGGGUUGAAGGAGACAAGCGAAGGUGUUAAAGAGCUGGAACAAGCAAAGGCCAUCUUUUUGAACAUUGAGAGACACGAUUGGGCGAACCAUUGUGAAGAAUAUAUCAAUAAUAAAUCCAAGUAA
Molecule: messenger RNA, 1431 nt
Organism: Naegleria fowleri
Lineage: Eukaryota; Heterolobosea; Eutetramitea; Acrasida; Naegleriidae
Exons: 2
Coding region: 1-1431 (476 amino acids)
Molecular function (GO): protein binding
Source: RefSeq, a predicted model, not a curated record